CCCCGCGCGCAACACGCGCAGCCCUCUCCUGCCACUGUAUAAAAGCCCGCAGUCAGCAUCCAGAGAGCACGGAGGAAUCUUAACCCCUCAGGUGUAUCUGUCUAUCCAACAACCAUGCAGGCUGUAGCUCUGAUCCUUGCUCUCGCGGUCAUCACCGGCUGCAACGCCCGUGUCGUGCGCCAGGCUGAUGCCACCCCAAAAAGAUGGGAGGACACCGUGGAUCAAUUCUGGCAAUACAUCGCUGACCUGAACCAGAAAGCCGAUGGAGUCGUGGAGAACCUCAAGGCCUCUCAGCUCACCAGGGAGCUAGACACUCUGAUCACAGACAGCAUGGCAGAGCUGACCGUGUACAGAGACGACAUCCAGACCAGGCUGGCUCCCUACACCGAUGGCACCACCGGACAGCUGUCUCAGGACCUGCAGCUCCUGGCCAACAAACUCCAGAAGGACAUGGAGGACGCCAAGGAGCGCAGCACCGAGUAUCUGGGUGAGCUCAAGAACAUGAUGGACCUGAACACCGAUGACGUCCGCACCCGCAUCAACAGCUACUCCCACAAGCUGAAGAAGCGCCUGGACAAGGACAGCGAAGAGAUCCGCAACACCGUGGCCACCUACCUGGGUGAGAUCCAGUCCCGCGCUACCCAGAACAUGGACACCGUGAGGGAGAAUGUUGAGCCCUUAGUCCAGCAGGCCAGUGACUCCGCAAGCAAGAAGCUGAGCGACAUCUCCACCAUGAUGAAGACCCAGGCUGAAGGUUUGGGCCUGCAGCUCGAGACCCAGGCUGAGGGCAUCAAGACCCAGCUGGAGAACACCGCCGAGGAUCUGCGCACCCGCCUGGAGGGCCAGAUCGACCAGCUGACCGAGAUGAUCUCCCCCUACGCCACCCAGAUCCGUGAGCAGAUUGAGACCAUCAUGCAGAAGGUCAAGGAGACCGCCGCCAACUAAAGAAAGACUUCUUAAUACCCUGGCAAACAGAGGGGGGAAAGGGGGGAGUUGAGAGUUACUGAUGAUAUCUUCAUUUGGGGGCUCUAUUGUUCAGGAUAAGGGGGUUGAUGAGAUGAAGAGGUGCGCCUUUUACAGUACAGCCAGCAGAUAAACGUCUGUUUGGGUUGCAUAGUCACCCUUUUUUUCUCUUAUCAACUCCCUUGAUGACUGAACACAAGCACCCAAGUCAAUAACAGCCUUUAACACACAAAAAGGAGACAAUUAUUUGUAAUAUGCUUCGCUUUUCUACUGUUAAUUCACUGUUGUAGCUGUCUAUUCCCCCCCCCCAACUCCCAAAGGUUUCGUAUUGAGUUUCUACAUUUUGUUUGGUUGUAAAUAUAACUGCUAAGCCUCAUAGGCAAGGGUGGGUUAUCAUCCCUAAAUGCACCAAACACAAGUGUCUUUCUUUUCAAUUAAUGCACUGAGCUUUAAUGAUGAUCAAAAGAUGGAGAGACACACAGUAAUGUGCUUGUUUUUCUAGAGGUGAACCACUAAAGUGCCCUUCUGUAUCGUCUGCAUUUCUUGUUGUGCUGCAGUGGAGUGUAAAAUGACUUGAUGCAUUUCUGACAAUCAGUGAGUGUAACGCUGCCUAUCUGUCCUUCAGUCUGCCUAUAGUGUCCCUUGUAUGUCACAUGCCCACCAUGCUGCUCACUGUAAAGCGCACUGUCAGUGUGCUCAACAGUGCUGAGUGAAUAAAGAACCUAGAAAAGAA
Molecule: messenger RNA, 1696 nt
Organism: Sebastes umbrosus (honeycomb rockfish)
Lineage: Eukaryota; Metazoa; Chordata; Actinopteri; Perciformes; Sebastidae
Gene: apoeb
Product: apolipoprotein Eb
Exons: 5
Coding region: 115-945 (276 amino acids)
Biological process (GO): negative regulation of neuron apoptotic process; lipoprotein catabolic process; positive regulation of nitric-oxide synthase activity
Cellular component (GO): extracellular region; intermediate-density lipoprotein particle
Molecular function (GO): lipid binding
Source: RefSeq, a predicted model, not a curated record